ACGGGCCUUUUUGUUUAUCUGUUUAUCCUGCUGCUGGAGUCAUUCCCUAUUUCUACUCCUCGUCGAGCGCUAAGCCGGAACCUCGAUCCUUGUUUAUCCGUACGUAGGUUGUUUGUUUAUCUGCGGCACCCGCACCCGUCGGGCAUUGACAACCGCACACCACCAACCAGCUUCAUCCCACCCAAGUAGACAGAGAGUCGCAUUCAUUACAUAUCGACGGGUAUUGCGGUUGUUGAUCCUGAAUAUCUUGUUACUGGUGGUGCUCCUUGCAGCGUCUCUGACUAUUUUUAUUUUUAUUUUUUUUUUUCUUUUAUACGCACUAGGGAUACCUCCUGUUAUUGUUGCUUUACUGACAGACGAAAGCUUUAUACACAUAGACACAUCCACAGAGCAAAACUAUGGCCGACGAAGAAGAUUUCUCUUCUCUCCCUCUUCCCGAGAGAUUUGCGCACAAGAUCUGGAAAGUACGGAAAGAAGGCUACGAAGCGGCCAAGAAACAAUUUGAAAUAUCUCCAGAUGAAGACGCUCCCGUAUUUCGACCGUUCCUACAAGACCCGACCAUUUGGAAGGGCGUCGUCGCAGACACAAACGUUGCCGCCCAGCAGGAGGGUCUUGCUGCAUACUGCUCCUUUCUACAAUAUUCAGGGGUCCAGGCCUGUAAUAGAACACGCUCUGUUACUGCCGCACCUAUAAUCGAAAAGGGUCUUCCCCAAACCCGCCCCGCAGCAAAAGCGAGUGCGCUCGAAGCACUGUUACUUUUUAUUGAGCUCGAUAAACCUGAGCCAGUUAUCGAAGAGCUUGUCGCUGCACUCUCACAUAAGACUCCCAAGGUCGUGGCCGCCGCUCUAUCGGCCCUUACCUCUAUAUAUCACAACUAUGGAAUCAAGAUAGUGGAAACAAAGCCGGUUCUCAAAGCUCUGGCGAAAGUCUUCAGCCAUGCAGAUAAGAACGUGAGAGGAGAAGCCCAAAAUUUGACGGUAGAGCUUUACAGAUGGCUUAAGGAAGCCCUCAAAGCUACUUUUUGGAACGACUUGAAGCCUGUACAGCAACAGGACCUGGAGAAACAGUUUGAAAAAGUGAAACAAGAUCCCCCACCAAAACAGGAACGGUUUACCCGCACACAACAAGCGGCCAUGGCUGAGGCUAGUGCAAAUCCUGGCGCUGAAGAUGGUAUGGGCGAGGUUGAAGGUGACAACCUGGAAGAUGACGGUGAAGUCGAUGUCUUUGAUUUAGUUGAAGCGGUGGACAUAACUGCAGCCGCGCCAAAGGACCUUCACCAGAAUUUAGCGUCAUCCAAAUGGAAGGAUAGGAAGGAGGCACUGGAUGACUUAUACAAGGUUGUUAACGUCCCAAAGAUCAAAGAGGGCAAUUUUGAUGAACUAUGCGGUGACCUUGGGAAAUGCAUGAAAGAUGCGAACGUCCUGGUAGUGACAGUUGCAGCGAAUUGUAUCUGUGCGAUUGCAACUGGACUUCGGAAAGGAUUCGCCAAGUACCGCUCUGUUGUGAUGCCGCCAAUGAUGGAACGACUAAAAGAGAAGAAGGCUACGGUAUCAACCGCAUUAGGCCAGGGUUUGGAUGCCGUGUUUUUGUCUACAAGCUUGACCGACUGUCUGGAAGAUAUCCUUGGAUUCCUAAAGCAUAAGAAUCCUCAGGUGAAGCAGGAAACCUUCAAGUUCCUAGUCCGCUGCCUACGAACUACCAGAGAUGUACCUUCGAAGGGGGAGGUAAAGUCAAUAGCUGAGGCUGGAACAAAACUUCUUACAGACUCGAGUGAAGUGACUAGAUCAGGAGGCGCGGAAAUUUUGGGAACUCUCAUGAAGAUUAUGGGUGAACGUGCAAUGAACGUAUAUCUAGACGGGCUGGAUGACAUUCGAAAGACCAAGAUCAGGGAGUUCUUUGAAACGGCAGAGGUUAAAGCAAAGGACAGACCAAAACCCAUAAUCGGUCCACCAAAGACUAUCGCUACACCAGCAAAGAAACCAAUGGGUAAGAAGCCGUUGGGCGCUAAGAAACCUGCUCCUGCUCCUGCUGCUGCUGCUGCCCCCGCCGCUCCAAGCGAACCUCCAGCGUCGCCAGCACCCGCAAAGAAGGCCGCCCCCAAGAUAGGAGCUCCUCGUGGCCUUGCCACUCCUGGUUCUGGACUGAAAUUGAAAUCCAAACUGGCUGGACCAGGUGGUGCUGCCUCUCCGCAACGCCGCGUGGUUUCGCCCCCCAUGGAGGAUCCAGCAGCACUUCCUCCUCCUCCUCCUAAGUUUGGAAUUGGCGGUGGUGGUAGAGGACUAGCUAGUCGACCAAUAGGUAAACCAAGUGCACCUGUGCAGGAGCAACCGAUUGCUCAGAUCGCCACCGGCUUAUCUGCUAUUGAAAGAGCUGAGCUGGAGGAGCUUCGGGCGGAAAACGCGAGGCUAUCUAAAAUGACCGAAGAGCUACGAGCAGAGCGGUCAAGAUUAUCAUCUGAAGUUCAUGAACUUCAAAAUCAAAACGCUCAGCUGAUAGAAGACCAUACCCGAGAUGUGCUAAGCAUCAAGGCUAAGGAGACUCAACUAGUUCGAGCACGAGGAGAUGCAGAAACUGCAGAACAAAGUGUUCAAAAGCAACAGCGAGAGAUUGAGAGACUGAAACGGGAGCUUUCGCGGGCUAUGAGAGCCGGAGCAACCAGUCCUCCGAUGACACUACCUGAUAUGAGCCUCAACAUGGGUAUCAGUGAUAGCGGAGGCAUCUACCAAGAUGAUAUGCAUCGUAUUAACGGGACACCCUCUCGUGCAAGCCUUCAUAUGGGAUCUCGAUUCGAAAGCGCACGGCCAAGAAGCUUUGUUUCAUCAAGUCCAAGCGAGGAAAAGGAAAACACUGGCAUGGUUUCUCCUGCUUUAAGCACUGGAUUCUCAGGCCGUAGAAAGUUUAGCCCUCCCGCUGGAUCCGCAUACUCUUCCGGCAGGGGUAGCCCGGCAAGAACUUCGAGGACCCCUACGGGUGAUGCGCCCGCUUCAAUUGAACCGUCAGAAAACUGGAAAAGAGCUGCGGAAGUGACAAGCCAAUUGAAAGCUAGAAUAGAGCAGAUGAAGGCAAGACAAGGCUUGUCAAGGCCUCCUACUUCGCAUUAACAUUAGUCUAUCCGCCAAUUUGGCUCCAAUAUAGACUCUCACUCUUCCCUAAAACGCUCCGUUCUCCAGCUUAUUUUACGAAAUACCCAUUCAGUUUGAUCGUUAUUUAAUUCCUCGAUAUAUUCUCUGCAUGGUCUUCUUUUCACCCCUUCUUUUCUUGAUUCUCAAUGCGUAUAUGAUGAGGGUAUAGGCAAAAACAAUGGGGAAACAAACGGGCCAUGGGUUGAUUGUUAUUAUUAAUAUUCUUCUCUCUCCCUUUUUCUAUCGCUUCCAUUCCUCUUACGUUUUUUUUAUCUACGGCUUCA
This is a messenger RNA of Trichophyton rubrum CBS 118892, 3406 nucleotides long. RefSeq lists its product as uncharacterized. Gene Ontology annotation, biological process: microtubule polymerization; establishment or maintenance of microtubule cytoskeleton polarity; mitotic spindle organization. The record is from RefSeq and is a predicted model, not a curated record. The transcript has 4 exons. Gene Ontology annotation, molecular function: microtubule plus-end binding; microtubule plus end polymerase activity. Bases 399 to 3101 code for a protein of 900 amino acids. Lineage: Eukaryota; Fungi; Ascomycota; Eurotiomycetes; Onygenales; Arthrodermataceae. Gene Ontology annotation, cellular component: centrosome; microtubule plus-end; spindle pole body.